Punica granatum (pomegranate) is the source of this 1302-nucleotide messenger RNA. NCBI's taxonomy places the organism in Eukaryota, Viridiplantae, Streptophyta, Magnoliopsida, Myrtales, Lythraceae. The record is from RefSeq and is a predicted model, not a curated record.
CUCGAAGUCCCAAUCAACCGUCCUUUCUCCCACCCAAUUAGAAUCUGAAGUACCCCGUCAUAACUACCGCCGCCGCCGACACCACUGAAGCACCGCCCCCUGUCCUUCCUCCCUCCUCGUAGACCCUUCUCCAAGAGAAAGCAUCCACCUUUUCUUCACGCGUUCAUUCCAGAGACUGCUUUCAACGGUGAGCAUCACCAUCGAGCCAAAAACAGAAUAUAUUCGCCAGUCGACCCAGGCAAAGAGAGAGAGAGAGAGAGAGAGAGAGAAGGACCACAUUUGUCUGUGUCUGCUAUUCCCUUCUUCUCUGGGUUGCUCUGCUAGCUGGGUUUUGGGUCGCUGGCGGUUCUUGAUUUUCUGCGAGGGAGUUCUUGAAGUUCGGAGAUGGGAGACGAAGCUCGGGUGGAUGGAGAGAACGGGGACGUUGGCGGGAGGAGUGAUCGCGGCUCGGUGCUGGACAUUUACCCGCUCAGCGGCUACUACUUCGGGUCCAAGGAGGCAAUCUCUUUCAGAGACGAGACAAUAGCGGAUCGUGUCCUUCGGAUGAAAUCCAACUAUGCAGCUCAUGGCAUGAGGACCUGUGUGGAGGCGGUUGUUGUGGUCGAGUUGUUCAAACACCCCCAUGUCUUGCUGUUGCAAGUAAGGAACUCCACCUUUAAGCUGCCUGGCGGUCGCCUAAGGCCAGGAGAAUCGGAGAUUGAAGGGCUAGGACGCAAGCUGUCCAGAAAGCUUUCUGUUAGUGACAGCGGUGAUGAGAAGGAAUGGGAGAUUGGAGAAUGCCUGGGGAUGUGGUGGAGGCCCGACUUUGAGACGUUAUUAUACCCUUACUUGCCCCCAAAUGUCAAGAAGCCAAAGGAGUGCACAAAGCUGUUUCUUGUGAAGUUGCCUGUGAGUCGGAAGUUCAUCGUGCCCGGAAACCUGAAAUUGCUUGCAGUUCCAUUGUGCCAGAUCCAUGAUAAUUCCAAGACUUACGGGCCGAUAAUAUCGGGAAUUCCACAGCUGCUAUCAAAGUACUCUUUCAAUAUUGUUGACGUGGAGUAAAUAUUAAGGAGCGGAGUGACUUCUGCUGGGACGGUUCUGUCUUUGUAGAAAUAUGAGUAUCUUUUUUGUUUAGUCGCUUUAGCUGGCAUAUAUAAACACACUUGUAAAUAUUAUGAAAGAGGGCCUGUUGUACGGAUUUUGAUGUCAAAACAGGAAAUGUGUUCACUGUCGAAUGUAUAAAUAAGCGUUUAACAAGACAUCGAGGCAUAAGUAGAGAGGAGGCAUAGUAUAUGUUAUCAUGCAUUGAAGCAUUUCUCAAAA